This is a messenger RNA of Apis florea (little honeybee), 1729 nucleotides long. RefSeq names its product follicle cell protein 3C-1. The record is from RefSeq and is a predicted model, not a curated record. NCBI's taxonomy places the organism in Eukaryota, Metazoa, Arthropoda, Insecta, Hymenoptera, Apidae.
CACACACCAUGUUCGAUGUGAAUAUCAAAUUGCUGAUUGGAUUUAUUAACAAGAUAAAAUUAAAAAUAGUUCGAUUGCCAAUAGGAUUAAUUUUAUAUCAAUAUAACAUCCGGUCAUUGACUAUAAUUUAAAUUAGAUAGUCAUAUUGAAUGCACAUAGAAUGUUAUCUUAAAACGUCAUAUCCGAAUAAUCUUAUUACUUAACUGUCUUUUGUAGUAUAUUAUAAAAUUAAUAUUUCCUGUCUUUAUAUUAUUGCAUUAAAUAUUAAUCAGAAUAUUUUAUUGAAUAAUAACGUAGAUAACAGUCUUUAUUGCUUAUAAUAUAAAAUAGUGAUUAAAAAUGUUCUAUUUAAACUAACGAAAUAACAUGAUUUAAAUAUUAAUCAUUAUUAGUAAGUGUAAUGUUUUUUUGUAUAAUAUAAAAGAAAAUUAUUCUCUUAUGUUUACUAGUAAGGAACAAUUGAUAAAACGUACUGGUAAAAAUUCUAUUGGUCGUUAUGAUUUCUUAAAACUUUUAGCUACAGAAUUUAAAACGACUAAAUCUAAAGAUGCAAAAGAGCAAAUAUUGGCAAAUCUUGCUAAUUUUGCAUAUGAUCCUAUUAAUUAUGGAUAUAUAAGACAAUUAAAAAUAAUCGAUUUGUUUCUUCAUACGUUAUCAGAAGAUAAUUUAAAAUUAAUUCGUUUUGCUGUAGGAGGUAUCUGUAAUAUCUGUGUUGAUCCAAUAAAUAAAUUAUAUAUUUUACGUAACCAAGGUAUUCAAUUAUUAACAUCACUACUUUCUUUACAAGAUGAAGAUACCAUACUUUCAAUAAUUACCACUUUAAUAUUUUUAAUUAAUCCUGACUCUAAAAAUGAAGUAACAACUGAAUUAAUUGAAAAGAUAUCUCAUCUAUCAAGAUCUUCAGAUAUUUUAAAAACUCUAAAAACUGGAAAUGAAAUAUCAGUUUUUAAAACAGUUACAAAGGAUGAUAUAUUAAAUUUUGCUAAAUUAACUGGUGAUUAUAAUCCAAUACAUUUUGAAAUAUCAAAUCAUCUUGUUCAUGGUGCUUUACUUAAUGGUUUAGUAUCAGGAAUACUUGGUACAAAAGUUCCAGGCCCAGGAACUAUAGUAGUUGAGCAAAACUUCAAAUUUCCAGCACCGUGUUAUGCUGGGGAUAUAAUAGAAAUAAAAGUGCAAAUUGUUUCUAUAAGAAAAAUUAUGAAAUGUGAAUAUAUUUGUAUUGCAAAUGGAGAAAAAAUAGUUUUAAAAGGAAAUGCAAAACUAAUUAAAAAGAAUACUUUAAAAAUUUUAACUACUGAAUCUCCAAUUAACUGCAUUUGUGGAAUUUUUUUAAAUGGAGAGUUUAAAAAAGAUAAUAAAGAAUCACUUGAAGGAAAUCCUGCUCUUAUUCAUGGUUUGCCUGGAACAUUUCCAUGUACUCCAAUUGGAAAUAAAAUUUGCAUAAGUAAAUGUUUAGAUACUAUUAUUAAAUAUCUUCCAAAUAGUUCUAAAAUUUUAUGUAGUUCAAUAGAACGUGAUUGUUAUAAGGAAAAGGCUUAUUUAUUUAUUAAAAACUGUAAGAGUGGAUGGAUUAAUACAAAUCUUUCUGCUGGAAGAGAAUAUUGUUGUAAGGAUGGUAGACCAUACAAAUGUCCAGCAUUUUAAAACAAAUAUUUUUUAUAUUUAUUACAAUAUUAUAUUAUUAUAAAUUUUAUACUUCUUCAAUUUAAUAAAAUUAUCCUUGAUUUUA